Messenger RNA from Saprolegnia parasitica CBS 223.65, 1311 nucleotides. RefSeq lists its product as hypothetical. The record is from RefSeq and is a predicted model, not a curated record. Bases 1 to 1311 code for a protein of 436 amino acids. Gene Ontology annotation, molecular function: protein binding. The transcript is spliced from 11 exons. Lineage: Eukaryota; Oomycota; Saprolegniomycetes; Saprolegniales; Saprolegniaceae.
AUGCACGCAGCGCUCGUCGGUCUCGCUCUCUUGAGCCUGACGCUUCUCGCCGCGCCAUGUCCGUACAGCGAUGUCAAAGCAAGCGUCAUUUUGGCCGCCGAUGCGACCUGCGCCGGCGGGCGCACCGAUGUCUGCGGCGUCAGCAGCUCCUGCGUGGUGCUGGACGGCGACCUCGACAACGGCCUAUCGACGUUUACGGGCUUUAACAGCCUUGGCAACGUCUCCAACUAUGUUCAUCGUCAUUUGACCAUGGGUGCGAGUGCGUCCAUGACGUUUGCAGCCGCGUCGCUACCGAGCUACCUCACAUCCAUUUCGUUCGAGAACGUCGGCGUCGUCAACCUCUCGUCCUCACAAUCGCCUUGGUCGAGACGUGUCACGCACCUAUCCAUCGUCAAUGGUUCCAUGGACGCCACGACAUUUCCAUGGCCCUGCAACCUGACCAGCCUGACACUGCGCAAGAAUGCUCUCAUUGACGCACCAAGCAAUCUCCCGUCCACCCUCACCACACUAGUUGUGGAAGACAACCAAUUACACGACCUGCCGCCCACGCCGCCACGCCUCGAGCACCUCCACCUGGACGCCAACAACUUGACGACGAUCACGGAUCUCGACUGGUCGCGACUCGUGACCGUGCGCCUGGGCCGCAACCCGAUCGAAACGAUGGCUCGCGUUCAGUUCUCGCCGUCCCUUCGCUUCUUCGCCUGCGACGACUGCCCCUUGCAGCAGCUCACGCUGACGCCAACAUCUUUUCAUGCGCUCGACGCGCUGCCGCCAUGGGACGGCAACACAUCUCGCUUGACGGGGUUCAACAUGACGCGCAAUAUCUCAUCGAAUCGAUCCGCGUGUGCCAAGCUUCAAGGGACGGUCGUGCCGCUAUGGGCGGGAAAAGCUCCUCCGCUUUCGUUUGACGUCUGCCUCGUCCGAGAUACAAAUGGCACGGCCCCGACGAGCUUGGCCUCCAUUCGAGCAGGCACGGGGCUUGCGAUUGGCGGCAUCGCGAGCGCCUUUGCCAUCGUGCUCCUGGUGGUCGUCCUCGACCUCAAGCGCCGCCAGUGUCAAGGCGAAGCGGCAUUUGAUGACGCGUACGCCAAUGUGCAGCCGUCGCCGAAUCGCCACGCGCAGACUGUGUACGUCUACCCGCGCAGCUCCCUUGGACAAAGCAUGGUCUCGUGGUUUCCUGGGGCGGCUACCGAUGAUGUCUUUGUCAACGACUAUGGCGCGUGGCACCUUGUGGAUCGCGACGACGACGGGUCGAUCGCGGUGGCGAUUGCUGUCGAGCCCACGUCGCAGGCCUUGGUGGCGUCCAUUUAG